This is a messenger RNA of Centruroides sculpturatus (bark scorpion), 1514 nucleotides long. RefSeq names its product ADP-ribosylation factor-like protein 8B-A. The coding region runs from base 130 to 690 and encodes 186 amino acids. The record is from RefSeq and is a predicted model, not a curated record. Lineage: Eukaryota; Metazoa; Arthropoda; Arachnida; Scorpiones; Buthidae. Gene Ontology annotation, biological process: anterograde axonal transport; protein transport. Gene Ontology annotation, cellular component: lysosomal membrane. The transcript is spliced from 6 exons. Gene Ontology annotation, molecular function: GTP binding; GTPase activity.
GAGAGCGCCAUCUAGCGCCCGUUAGGAGACGAGAAUCGGUCUUCUGUAGAUGGUGGAGCGUGAUUAAAGAGGCACACAUUCGACCGAUAUUUUAGAGAGGAAAAGAAAGAAAUAAUUAUUAUAAUCGAGAUGUUAGCUUUAAUUAAUAGAAUAUUAGAUUGGUUUAAGAGCCUAUUUUGGAAAGAAGAAAUGGAAUUAACUUUAGUUGGUUUACAAUAUUCCGGCAAAACCACAUUUGUAAAUGUCAUUUCGUCUGGUCAAUUCUGUGAAGAUAUGAUUCCCACUGUGGGUUUUAAUAUGAGGAAAGUAACAAAAGGAAAUGUCACUAUUAAGAUCUGGGAUAUUGGGGGCCAACCAAGAUUUCGUAGCAUGUGGGAAAGAUACUGUAGAGGCGUUAAUGCUAUUGUAUAUAUGGUGGAUGCUGCGGAUCAUGAAAAAAUUGAAGCGUCUCGCAACGAGUUACAUAAUCUUUUGGAUAAACCACAGUUGGCUGGAAUACCCGUUCUUGUUCUCGGAAAUAAGAGAGAUCUCGAAAGUGCUCUAGAUGAAAAAGACUUAAUUGAACAGAUGAAUUUACAAGCUAUACAAGAUCGUGAAAUAUGCUGUUAUUCCAUAUCCUGCAAGGAAAAAGAUAAUAUAGAUAUAACAUUGCAGUGGUUGAUUUCCCAUUCUAAAUCUCGAGCACACUGAAUGAUAUUCGUAAGCAUGAAACUCAAAAAUCUAUAUAAAGUCAUGUUGAAAUGUAAGAUUAAAAUGAAAAAAAAAAAAAAAAGAAAAAAAUCAUUGAUGAUGUUAUUUCAGCUGAUUUUUGUACAUGCAAUUAUUUAUUACUCUUGUAAAACUAUUCAUUUGGAUAAAACAAGAGAGAUUUAAUAUCUUUUAUUGCCUUUUAAGUUGCCAAUUGAGCAGAAAUAACAGAUUUAAAAACAUUGUAUAAGUUUUGCAUGUGAAAUAUUGUCGAUAGGAGGCAUUGCAGAUUUUGUGCAUUGAGUAAAAUCUGUCGAUACUUUACGAAUGUAAUUUUAUCUUAGGCACGGGUGUUUGAUAAUGUAAAAAAAUUCAUUUUUGAAGUUCUGGUUUUCUGUUCUCUCUCCCUUUUUUUUCUGUUUUUAAUUUUCUUUUUUACAUCAGAUACGAAAAUCAGAAUAAAAUCUUAAUAUUAAAUAGUCUGAACAAAUUUUCAAGUAUUAAUACACAUUUAUCCCAGAAAUUUUAUGAAAUGUUCAGAAAUUUCGUACGAAGAAAUGAGAUUAAAGAAGAAAAAAAAAAACAUUGUUGCACUUAACGAAAUUUUUUCCAAAUUCUUAUUGUUAUUCUUCCAUUUAAAACGAAAAUAUACUCUUUAAAUAAUUGUUCAUAUACGUAUCUCCGAUUUAUUAUUUUGAUAAAACGAUGCACAUUUUAAAAUUUUUAAGCUAGCCAUUCUUAAAAUUUCAUCUCAUACAUUCCGCGCAUUGUUGUGAUGUGCCAAUAACUGUCUUCAUCUAAAAAUAGAUAUAAAAACAAAAAAAAAA